AUGAGAGAGGUUAUUUCCAUCCACAUCGGCCAAGCUGGCGUGCAAACUGGUGCGCUUUGUUUUUUGGUUUUGGUUUUUCUCGCAUGUGGACGCAUGUGCGAAGAUUCUCUCAUUCUCUCUCUCUCUGUCGUUGACUUUUUUUCUUCUUCUUCUUUCUUGGGAGAUGAUGACGACGACGACGACGACAAAACUGACCUCUCUCAACGUUCUCUGUUGAUGCGCUUUUUUCGAAUGAUGAACAACAGGUAA
Messenger RNA from Bathycoccus prasinos, 249 nucleotides. RefSeq lists its product with no specific name. Lineage: Eukaryota; Viridiplantae; Chlorophyta; Mamiellophyceae; Mamiellales; Bathycoccaceae. The transcript has a single exon. The coding region runs from base 1 to 249 and encodes 82 amino acids. The record is from RefSeq and is a predicted model, not a curated record.